Molecule: messenger RNA, 3177 nt
Organism: Mycena citricolor
Lineage: Eukaryota; Fungi; Basidiomycota; Agaricomycetes; Agaricales; Mycenaceae
Source: the annotation of a GenBank genome assembly
CUUCUCGAACCGUCUAUACGACUGGUGCCAGUCCCGUGUCCGCUCACAAAAUGGCUACGAGCUCUUGAAAGAGCUGUUCGUAUACGAUCCCGACAAGCGUCUCACAGCAAAACAGGCACUGCAGCACAAAUGGUUCCACGAAGAGCCUUAUCCUACGUGGAAUGCUUUCCAGGCUGCACCACAGCAGAUACCACCUCAUAGGAGGAUCACCUCUGACGAAGCUCCCUCGAUGGUACCUGUUGCCGCAGCGCCAUUCAAUGGCAACUCGCAGUCGAAACCCGGCAGUUCCACUAGUUUGAGCGGCGGGGGUCCGUAUGUCGUGCCGAGCGCGGGGCAUGCCGGUGCCGCUGGAAAUGGCAGGAAGAGAACACGUUUAGGGUAGCAGAAUCGUAUCUAAUCUUAUCUUGCUCCGCGUCGUGGCACGCACACGUGAACUUUUGACGCGUUGUCACAGUCACGUUGGCUGUUUAUCCCACUCCGAUUCCUGCGAAAGUGCAGGCAUGGUAUACCUGCCUCCACCCCAGCUCGCGGCGUCCCGGCCAUCCUACGGUCACGCAUACUCCAAAAUCCUCAAGGCGCACCGCCAGUCGCCGCUCACGUCUGCCGCGUCCGUCAUCAUCCUCGUUGCCCCCGAUGUGGACGCCCUGUGUGCCUCUCGCAUGCUCGCCGCGCUAUUCAACCACGACGACGUGACCUAUCGUAUAAUACCAGUGUCCGGUGUAUCAGACCUGGAACGAGAGCGGGACGAGCUGCUCGAGCUGACAGAGCUGCAUACUUUGGUCCUCCUAAAUAUGGGAUCCAUUCUUGACUUGCCAUCAGAGGAGUGGUUCGGGGCCUUCCAUGCGGGGGUUACCGUUCACGUCAUCGAUUCGGCGCGACCAUACAACCUAUCCAGUUUAUUCGGAGGAGGGGAUAAUAGGGAGCGGAUACAAAUUUGGGACGAUGGCGGGGCGGAUGAACUGGAGGAGGAGCGCAAGGCUUGGGAGGCCUUGACGUACGAGCCUCCGCCAGAUUCUGAUGAGGAGGAUGAGGAGCUUGAUAAUGAGGAUGAGGACGACAACGAGGCCGAAGGUGAAGAUGAAGAAUACGAACAAACGAGUGGCAAGCGGCGGUCAUUAGGUGACGGCGAACGCGUUAGCGGAAAACGACAACGAUUGGACAAGGAGAACAGACCACGUCGGAUGACGCACGACGAAUACGAUGCACACUCAUUACGACUAGAAAAACAUUACAUGGCAGGUACAUGGCACGGGCAGAGUGCGGCGGGGACCAUUUUUAUUCUCGCCAGCCAUCUCGAUCGCGUGGAUAAUGACCUUCUCUGGCUUGCAAUAUUGGGAUUGACGUUCCAAUACACGACAUCACGAAUACCACGCACAACUUACGAUAAUCUUCAUCAAUUAUACCACGACGAAGUUUUCCGACUGAAUCCGGUGCCGACAGACGGAGAGAAUGGCUUGAUCGGGCUGAAUCCAGAUGACCUUAGUGUCCGAACGACGGAAGAACUCCGUUUCAUGCUAUUCCGACAUUGGAAUCUCUACGAUGCAAUGCUCCAUUCGAGCUAUGUCGCCAGCAAGCUGGGCAUCUGGAAGGAACGCGGGCGGAAGAGACUAUCAGGGUUGUUAGCAAAGAUGGGAUUCUCAAUCCUCCAAACACAGCAACCCUAUCCACACAUGGACAUGGAUCUGAAGAAGUCUCUGACUGAGAAGCUAAGCGACAUCGCACCGGAAUACGGUAUGGUCGAGCUCUCAUAUCCAUCCUUCAUGAAAUGCUAUGGAUUCCGCUCGCAACCGCUAUCGGCUGCGGACGCAGCUGAGGGCAUCAGUGCUUUAUUGGAUGUGGCUGGCGGGCAUCGACUGGAGGUCGAGGUUGAAGGCGCCAGGAAUGGUGGGGAGUGGUUUGGGGGAGGACGAUUGUGGGAAGCCCCUGGACUGGAACGCGAUAACGAGCGGAAGCGACGGGAAGAGAGGGAGAAUAUACCACCGAACGGCCAAUCGACCGCAUCUAAGCCUAAAGGGAUCGGGGAUGGGUUCGACGAGUUCGACGGCGAGGAGAACGUCGACGGGCCCCGUGAGCUUCAGUGGUGGGUGAAAAACUUUUGGACAGCAUUCGACGCUCUUGGAAAUGUGAAUUCGCUCCGCCAAGCGUUGAGCCUGUCGAUGACGGUGCAGCGCGCCAUCAUCGAUCAGGGCACGUCCAUAAUCGACAAGCAGGAUAUCAAGACGAUGCGGAAUCAUCGUGUUGUUGUGCUGUCCCAGGGACCCCAUCUAGCGCUGUUCGCCCACCCUGGGAUACUCUCUCGGCUGGCGCUGUGGCUGGUGGACGCCCUGCGCGAUCAUCUUCCCGGGAUGAAUGCUAGCUCCCGAUCCAAGCGGAAGAGUCUGCCCUUCGUCGUAGCGUGCCUGCGGGAGGCACACGAGUCCUACAUGGUCGUUGGAGUGGUGGCUGCGCUGGACUUUGGUGAUGUUCGCAAAAACGAGUUUGGUCUGUCGUUUCUGGAUGCGAAGGAGAGGUGCAACGCGCGGACCCGCCACGGGUCUUUCGACACGAGCGUGCUGGAGAUCAAUCAAGCUGACUUGAAGGUCUUUUUAGAGACGCUGUGUGAGAAUCCCGAUGUAUAGUCUCGAUUAAUUUAUCGAUAACUGUAUUUAUGGUGUUGUAUUCCCUGUAAUCUGCGCGAGGAAAAUGGAGGACAGACUCCACGGUGGUUGGCUGUGGGUUAUUUGGCCCCUUUCCUUUUUUGGUCAUCUCGUGUUCUGCUGCUUUUCACGAUGGAGACCAGGGAGCUGGAUGGCUCUGAUACGAUCGCCGGAGAUGUACUGGAAGAGGUGACCUCGGAAUUCUACGCGUGGAAAAGCGACUUCUGCGCCGGACGCUUGGAUGAGCUGUCCGCCGGCCGGGGUGCCACGACAGGAGGCUAUCGUGGAAUGGAGAAUCUCGCGGCCCACCUGCCUCGACUCCCUCGCGACUCGCAAGAGUGGGCGGACCACUCUGAUGCAGCGAUCGAGUGCUGGGACCUGGAUGCCGAUAGCCAAGUGCUGGAAUAUUCGCGAGCGGCAUGCGUAGCGGACCGCCCGAAGGAGCCCUUCGAGGCGCAUCCAGCGUACCGGUUCUGCACCCCCGCUGCACGAAACUGCACACCGCGUGGGGUCGACAGCUUCAGCGCGCCCUUCCUGCCCA